AUGAUAUUUUGCUUCACAAAGCUGCAUCAGCCACAGAAGUGUUCAAGAGGAUAUCACUACUGUCUUCCUGUCAUAUUGUACCCGAUCUUUGUUUUGCGAUCAUCAUGGGAGUGCAGAGAAAGACCCGAAAGUUUGGCCAGGUCAAACGUGCCAUUUCACUUCGUGAUAGCCGACUGUAUUCAUCCCCUGCGUCUCUUGGAAAGUCCCAGUACCUUUGCUAAUUGCCUUGGGUAUAGAAAACAAAAUCAGGCGAAGGAGGAAGCGAAAACCAAAAAGCCCUCCCAGGAUGAAGUUAUCCGCGAAAUCCCUCAGGUCUCUUCAGCCCUCUUCUUCCAGUAUAACACCGCUCUCGCGCCUCCAUAUUCCGUCCUAGUAGAUACCAACUUCCUUUCCCAUACCGUUCAACACAAACUCGAACUCAUACCGACCAUGAUGGACUGUCUCUAUGCAAAAUGCAUCCCUGUCAUCACUGACUGCGUUUUGGCUGAACUUGAGAAACUGGGACAGAAAUACCGCCUAGCUCUGAGAAUUGCCAAGGACCCGAGGUUCGAAAGAGUUAAAUGCGAUCACAAGGGGACAUACGCGGAUGACUGUAUCGUCGAUCGGGUUAUCAAACAUAGGAUCUAUAUCGUGGCUACGAACGAUCGCGACCUGAAAAGAAGGAUUAGAAAAAUUCCGGGUGUUCCCAUAAUGAGCGUUGCCAGAGCAAAAUACGUCAUUGAAAGGCUUCCUGAUGCUCCUGAGAAGUGAAAUUGAGUGGAGUCUAAUCAUUACUUUAUUCGAUGACUCGCGCCCUGAGGAUGUGAAUUCAUCUGUUGAGGAUGCCAAAGCAUUUCCUUGAGAUGACGCCUCGUCUAUGUUUUUGGUCUCUAUCUAGAGACCACGAGCAUCAGAACGGUGCUAUUCGUGCGGAUGACGAAAGAGGGCAUAAUUGAGAGUCUGAGGAACCUUAGCGGCCACUACCUGUUUUUCCUAGAAGACUUGAAAAGAGGUGCGCCAUAUGGCUACUCAGAGAGCCAAAGCAAAAUUAUGUAUAUAUUUGAGCGCAUCAGGCUCAAAAGCAGCACAGCAGUGCUGGCUAAUUUUGAGUACGGGAGUACUGAGUUACGCUCGAAAAUCAGAGAUAAUACAACAA
This is a messenger RNA of Coccidioides posadasii C735 delta SOWgp, 1135 nucleotides long. The record is from RefSeq and is a predicted model, not a curated record. Lineage: Eukaryota; Fungi; Ascomycota; Eurotiomycetes; Onygenales; Onygenaceae.